Prunus avium (sweet cherry) is the source of this 813-nucleotide messenger RNA. Lineage: Eukaryota; Viridiplantae; Streptophyta; Magnoliopsida; Rosales; Rosaceae. The record is from RefSeq and is a predicted model, not a curated record.
GACCUUCCUUCACUAAUUAGCUUCCUCUUUUUAGUUAUUGUUGCUUCAUCUAGUUUUGGCAUUGGAUAUGGCCAAAAUGGCACUUUCAAUGUACUUGAUUUUGGUGCUUUAGGAGAUGGCGUUGAGGAUGAUUCCCAAGCUUUCUUGAAGGCAUGGCAAACAACAUGUGGAACUCCCGGGGACACACAAACCCUAAGCAUCCCACCGGAGAAAACCUACUUACUUAAACCUCUCAAAUUCGAGGGUCCUUGCCAGUCCAGCCAUGUUCAGAUUCAGAUCGAUGGGAGUAUUGUGGCCCCUUCCAGUGUUGAUGAAUGGAUAGGGUCAGGGUGCAAAUCUGGAUGCUGGUUAUGCUUCUCAAACGUGGAGGGUCUCAUCAUCCAAGGAACUGGAAAAAUAGAUGGCAAUGGUGCAAUUUGUGGAUUUGAAGGAACUUCAGCAACAGAAGCAGCGAUAAAAUUGGAUUGCUCUAAUAGCUUGGGUUGCACCAAUAUCGUAAUGGACCAUGUGGAGUUAACCUCUGGUUUGCACAAGCCACUCCGAGCUUUAUGCAACAAUGCCAAUGGAAAAUCAACCUUUACCGCACCUGAUGCUUUCUUGAAGGCAUGGCAAAGAGUUUGUGGAACUGAGGGUGCCAAACAAGUCCUAAAAAUCCCACAUGGGAGGACAUACAACCUGAAACCUCUGAAAUUUAAGGGUCCUUGCAGGGCAGGAAGGGUUAAAAUUGAGGUUUUAGGGGAUAUUGUGGCACCCUCUAAUCUUAGUGAAUGGAAUGGUGCAAAUACGGAUGCUGGCUAUGCUUCUCAAAUGUGA